AUCUCGGUCGUUUUCUGAUUCCAACUUCCAACCGCUAUAAAUACCCCACCCAACCCAUCUGCUCUUCUCAGUCUCUUUCUCGGUCUCUCUUCUAAGAAGAAGAAGAAGAAGAUCAUCAUCAAGAUGGCACGCCAUGCAGAAUCAUCAGACUCGAAGAAGAAGGAUUUCAGCACGGCUAUCCUUGAAAGGAAGAAAGCUCCGAAUCGUCUGGUCGUUGAUGAGGCGACAAACGACGACAAUUCCAUCAUCUCCCUCCAUCCCGACACCAUGGACAAGCUCCAGCUCUUCCGCGGCGAUACCAUCCUCAUUAAGGGAAAGAAAAGGAGGGAUACAAUCUGCGUUGCUCUUGCUGAUGAUAAAUGUGGUGAGCCUAAGAUUCUGAUGAAUAAGGUGGUUAGAUCGAAUCUUAGGGUUAGGCUUGGUGAUGUAGUUUCCGUACACCAGUGUCCAGAUGUAAAAUAUGGAAAGCGGGUGCAUGUACUGCCAGUGGAUGAUACGAUUGAAGGUGUCACUGGGAACCUGUUCGACGCGUACUUGAAACCUUAUUUCCUGGAGGCAUAUCGGCCUCUAAGGAAAGGAGAUCUUUUCCUUGUCAGAGGUGGGAUGAGGAGCAUAGAAUUUAAAGUUAUAGAGACCGACCCUGCAGAGUACUGUGUGGUUUCUCCAGAUACUGAGAUCUUCUGUGAGGGGGAGCCUGUCAGAAGGGAGGAUGAAGAUAGAUUGGAUGAGGUGGGUUAUGAUGAUGUUGGCGGGGUGAGGAAACAAAUGGCCCAGAUUCGAGAGCUAGUUGAGCUCCCACUGAGGCAUCCUCAGCUUUUCAAAUCAAUCGGUGUAAAACCUCCAAAGGGAAUUUUGCUGUAUGGGCCACCUGGUUCUGGGAAGACGUUGAUAGCCAGGGCCGUUGCUAAUGAAACUGGUGCCUUCUUCUUCUGUAUUAAUGGACCGGAGAUUAUGUCUAAACUGGCAGGGGAGAGCGAAAGCAAUCUCAGGAAGGCUUUUCAAGAAGCAGAGAAGAAUGCUCCAUCAAUUAUAUUCAUUGACGAGAUUGAUUCAAUAGCUCCGAAGCGGGAGAAGACAAAUGGAGAAGUUGAGAGACGGAUCGUUUCCCAACUUUUGACUUUGAUGGAUGGAUUAAAAUCACGUGCCCAUGUUAUCGUUAUCGGGGCUACGAACCGGCCAAACAGUAUAGACCCAGCUCUGAGAAGGUUUGGGAGAUUCGAUCGAGAAAUUGACAUUGGGGUUCCAGAUGAAGUUGGACGGCUUGAGGUCCUCCGCAUUCACACAAAGAACAUGAAGCUCUCAGAAGAUGUGGAUCUAGAACGAAUUGCAAAGGACACUCAUGGGUAUGUUGGUGCCGAUCUCGCAGCUUUGUGCACAGAGGCUGCCCUUCAAUGCAUCAGAGAGAAAAUGGAUGUCAUCGACUUGGAAGAUGAAUCCAUCGAUGCUGAGAUAUUAAACUCCAUGGCUGUUACGAAUGAGCACUUCAAGACUGCUCUUGGAACAAGCAAUCCAUCUGCUCUGCGUGAAACUGUUGUUGAAGUACCCAAUAUCAGGUGGGAAGACAUUGGAGGACUUGAAAGUGUCAAGAGGGAGCUUCAAGAGACCGUCCAAUAUCCAGUUGAGCAUCCAGAAAAGUUUGAGAAGUUUGGCAUGUCACCUUCGAAAGGAGUACUUUUCUAUGGCCCCCCUGGUUGUGGGAAGACCCUACUGGCCAAGGCGAUUGCCAAUGAAUGCCAAGCAAACUUCAUCAGUGUCAAGGGUCCUGAAUUGCUCACGAUGUGGUUUGGAGAGAGUGAAGCCAAUGUGCGAGAGAUCUUUGAUAAGGCCCGCCAAUCUGCACCCUGCGUCCUCUUUUUCGAUGAACUCGACUCAAUUGCAACUCAGAGAGGCAGCAGUGUUGGAGACGCCGGUGGUGCUGCUGAUCGAGUUCUGAACCAGCUCCUCACUGAAAUGGAUGGGAUGUCCGCAAAGAAGACAGUUUUCAUAAUCGGUGCCACGAACAGGCCUGAUAUAAUUGACCCUGCACUACUGAGGCCGGGCCGUCUUGAUCAACUGAUUUACAUUCCUCUACCGGAUGAGAGCUCUCGCCAUCAGAUAUUCAAAGCCUGUCUGAGAAAAUCUCCUGUCUCGAAAGAUGUUGACCUGAGAGCUCUAGCCAAGUACACUCAGGGUUUUAGUGGUGCUGAUAUUACAGAGAUCUGCCAACGUGCUUGCAAGUAUGCCAUACGCGAAAAUAUCGAGAAGGACAUAGAAAGGGAGAGGCGAAGGAAAGAAAAUCCUGAGGCCAUGGAAGAGGACAAUAGUGAAGAAGUGUCGGAGAUCAAGGCCUGCCACUUUGAGGAGUCCAUGAAGUAUGCACGCAGGAGCGUAAGCGAUGCUGACAUCCGCAAAUAUCAGGCGUUUGCUCAAACCCUGCAGCAGUCAAGGGGUUUAGGAAGUGAUUUUCGGUUCCUGGAGCAGUCGGGUGCAGGAGCCGGGGUGGCCGGGUUAGACCCAUUUGCAGCUUCAUUUGGAGCUGAUGAUAAUGAUGAUAAUGAUGAUUUAUACGGUUGAAUUAAAUUUCUGUAUAUGAUUUGAUAUAGAUGCAUGCCUUGUAUAUAUUGUGUGAAACUUUUACUUAAAUCUCUUAUUAUGGUUUAAAUUCAUACUUAGUAACAUAGAUAUGGUGUUGAUGGCUAUACCUUUUUGGGGCCAUUGUAUACACAAAACAGUAAUGCAUUGAUUAAUUUAUAUAAAUUUUAGUUGGUGUAAAUUAUAC
Magnolia sinica is the source of this 2758-nucleotide messenger RNA. Its product is annotated as cell division cycle protein 48 homolog. Bases 124 to 2553 code for a protein of 809 amino acids. The record is from RefSeq and is a predicted model, not a curated record. The transcript is spliced from 9 exons. Gene Ontology annotation, cellular component: cytosol; VCP-NPL4-UFD1 AAA ATPase complex; nucleus. NCBI's taxonomy places the organism in Eukaryota, Viridiplantae, Streptophyta, Magnoliopsida, Magnoliales, Magnoliaceae. Gene Ontology annotation, molecular function: ATP hydrolysis activity; ATP binding; polyubiquitin modification-dependent protein binding. Gene Ontology annotation, biological process: mitotic spindle disassembly; retrograde protein transport, ER to cytosol; autophagosome maturation.